CAUUGGGAUUUUGGGAAAGAUCCCAACAAGGGGAGGAUGGAAAUGCUGCCCCCCGUCACGCUGCUGUCCCUGCAUGUUUCUGACUGAGGUGCUCGGGCUGGGUCCGUGCUGAGAGCAGAGCUCGGGGUGGCUGCUGGGUGGUGGCAGAGCCCAGCUCUCCCCGUUCCCUCCCAGAGCCUUCUGAUCACUCUGCUUGGGCAGGGGAAAGGGAAACGAAAACAAAACGAGGCUUCCUGCUGGCUUCCUGGGGCUCGUGUCUCUUCUGUGGGGUGACUUCUAGAGGCUGGCGUUUUCAGGAGCAAAGCUGCUGAGUCAAAAUAAGCCUGGGAGUGCCCGUAGGUGUCAGGGGGACGUACGGAUAACCAAAUAGCCCCAAAACAUGAUGCCCCCUCCACCAAAUACCAUGCAACCUCUCCCUGCUGCUUGCUGCAGGUCAUUUUAGCCUGGAGGGACCCGCCGGCCACCUCUCCGAGGAGCCCUUCACCCACCUACCAGCGGCAGUUCCUUGUUCCAGCCUGCUUGCCAUGCCUGGGCCUUGACACUUCUGGGAGCAGCUGUUUAAAAUGGCAGAGAGAGGUGGAAAUGAAGAAGUCAUUCACUUAAACAGCUUCCGUAGUCACCGAGGGAAAGACUGGAUAAACCGCAGGGAUGACGGUCUUAUCACGAUAUCAGAUUCCUCGGAUGAAGAAUUACCUUUGUUGUUGGAAACGUCAGCAGAACAGCAGCACGAAGAAGAUGAUGAUGAUGUGGUUAUCUUGGCAGAGACCCCAAAGCAUCAGCAGCUUGUGCGUCCCAAUGUCAUCAGGCCUGCUGCUCAGUGGCAGGGUUCAAACACUGUGGGAGAAGGAGGAUCCAAACGCACUGUAGGGCCCUUGAGGGGCACGUAUCUGCAAGAUGAGACGUCAGCUCUGCUCUGCCAGAAGGACCAGCGUGAUUACGAGGUGGAGAGCAACGCUGGACCAAGCAGGGAUGAGAAUGUGAACUUUGCCUUGCAGCAGCCCGGGCCAUCUGAACAAAACGGCCCCAGGUUUGAACUUCCAAAUAACCUGGAGCCUGACCCAAGUUUGCUUCCAGCAGUAAAGAUGAGUCCUCAGGUUGUCGUCGACGAGGAAAUCAUUAAUCUAGAGAAAGCAGACGUGCCACCGCAACAGGAGGAAAAGGUGGAAGCCCAGGGCUGGCAAGGAGAGGACUUGAAGCCAGAGCUCUUGCAAAACGCUGAAGGAACAGUUGCUGCACCCAGCACGGAGCAGGAGCUCCAGGAGAACGGCCGGCUGGAUCGCUUCCAGCCCUCAGGAGGGGAGCCCCAGGCCCUUGUAAAUGGUUGUGCUCCUCCGCAAGGGCAGCCUGAAGCAGACUCAGGAUCUUCGAGGGUUUAUGGAGAGGAGGCUCCUGGGCCGGCUUUCCCCAGACCUGAGCCACAGCAGGAUGGGAUUCCUGGUCCUGCUUCGCCCCAGCCAGCACACCCCCCAGAAGAAACGAGGGGGCAGCAGGCAGCAAUAGACAACGAGCAGCCAGGCCCAGCAUUCCCGGCACAGGGCUUGCACGAACUCGGUUCUAGUGAUGUGCCAGAACAGGGGGCUGCUGGGCAGGACCAAGACCUCACUGCGCUGCUCAUCAGAGAGACAGAAGCAAGGUUCCCAGAUGUGAAGAAGGAAUAUAUUGAAGAGUUGAUCAAUGUCAAGAACUGCUAUGACUUAAAUGUACUUUGCAACUUUCUUCUGGAAAACCCAGAUUACCCAAAGAAGGAAGGCAGAAUGGUUUUAAAUCCCAGCAGCAGCCUGCUUGCCAGCCAAGACGAGACAAAGGUGCCUAAAGUGGACUACUUCGACUUUUCCAAGCUUGCUCCACUUGAUCAGCGGUGCUUUAUUCAGGCAGCUGACCUCCUUAUGGCGGACUUCAAAAUGCUGAGCAGCCAAGACAUUAAGUGGGCACUACAUGAACUCAAGGGACACUAUGCAAUCACACGAAAGGCCUUUUCAGAUGCCAUCAAAAAAUGGCAGGAGCUGUCUCCGGAAACCAGUGGGAAACGAAAAAGAAGAAAAGAAAUGAAUCAGUAUUCAUAUAUAGAUUUCAAAUUUGAGCAAGGUGAUGUGAAAAUUGAGAAGCGGAUGUUCUUCCUGGAGAACAAGAGACGACACUGGAGAACCUAUGACAAGCUCUCGCUUCUUCCACCAGUGCUGCUGGAGCAGGAAUUCUAUGAGCAAAAAGUUAAAGAGAUGGCAGAGCAUGCAGACUUCCUCCUUGCUCUGCAGAUGAAUGAGGAGCAGUAUCAGAAGGAUGGGCAGAUGAUAGAGUGCCGCUGCUGUUACGGGGAGUUUGCAUUUGAAGAGCUCACUCAGUGUGCAGAUGGUCACUUAUUCUGCAAGGAGUGCCUAAUUAAAUAUGCUCAGGAGGCAGUCUUUGGCUCUGGGAAGUCAGAGCUCAGCUGCAUGGAGGGCAGUUGCAUGUGUUCAUUCCCCACCAGCGAGCUGGAGAAGGUGCUUCCAGAGAACAUCCUCUGCAAAUACUACGAGAGGAAAGCGGAGGAGGAGGUGGCUGCUGCCUGUGCAGAUGAGCUUGUCAGGUGUCCGUUCUGUAACUUCCCAGCUCUACUGGACAACGACGUGAAGCGGUUCAGCUGUCCUAAUCCCCGCUGCAGAAAGGAAACAUGUCGGAAGUGCCAGGGGCUGUGGAAGGAGCACAUGAACCUCACCUGCGAGCAGCUGGCUGAGAAGGAUGACAUCAAAUACAGGACGUCCAUAGAAGAGAAGAUGACAGCUGCCCGCAUUAGAAAAUGCCACAAGUGCGGGACUGGCCUAAUUAAAUCGGAGGGUUGCAACCGCAUGUCCUGCCGCUGCGGCGCUCAGAUGUGCUACCUCUGCCGGGCUGCCAUUAACGGGUACGACCACUUCUGCCAGCACCCCCGCUCGCCCGGGGCUCCCUGCCAGGACUGUGCCAAGUGUUCUCUCUGGACAGAUCCCACAGAAGAUGACGAGAAGAUAAUUCAGGAGAUUCAGAAAGAGGCUGAAGAGGAACAAAGGAAGAAGAACGGGGAGAACAGCUUCAAGCGGAUCGGCCCUCCCGUGGAAAAGCCCGUGGAGAAAAUCCAGAGAAUCGAGGUCAUCCCCAGGCCCGUUCCUCAGAACCUCCACCAACCCCGGAUGCCUCCGUACCCCUUCGUGCACCCCCCCUUCCCUCUCCCUCCCGUCCGUCCCAUGUACAAUAACAUCCCCCUCAACAUAGGCCCCAUCCCCGCCCCCUACGUGCCUCCGCUGCCUAACAUGAGGGUGAACUACGAUUUUCCCCAGAUCAAUGUUCAGCUGGAGCACAACUUGCCUAUGCACUUUGGCCCUCAGCCCCGACACCGGUUCUGACCUGGUUCCAAUAGCAUCUGACACAGAGUCACUGCGGGGCAAAGCCACCCCGGUAACAUCCCCCCCAGUCCUGCUUCAGCCCCCUGGGUUAGCCAGCUGCAAGGGGAGCUGCUGUGACUCACGUGUCCCUGCACUACACCCCCCCGGUCGUGGCUUCUCCGGACUUUUUGCAAUUAAAACAUUUCAGCCUGUGCUACAGCGGGGCUCGGUGCUGCAUUUCCAAGGAUUUCUUCCCGUGUUGAGAGUCCAGGUUGGUUUUGUUGGUUCGUUUGUUUGUUUGUUUGGCGAGGGCCGUUCAGACAGCUGUUGGGAGGGAAAGCGAGACGUGUGGAGCACAGGGAUGCAAGCGUUCCUCGGGAGUUUUCCAAAAAUCCAACCUUCCUGCUGGCCAGAGCAGCUGCAACAAGCCUGAGUCUUGGGGGAAGGAAGGAGAGACUUGGCACCUGAGUAAGACCUUCAGGAUCAAGAUAACAGAACUCUGCUGCCCUAGCCCAAAGCAGGGUUUCCCGUGUUCUCCAGCAUCCCUGUAAUCUGCUAACACCUCCCAGCAGAAAUAAAUUGUUCAAACCCAAGUAGACGUAGUGUGUUCAGCAUUUCUCGCUCUGCAAGAGGAGUGAGGAGAUGGGGCAGCCACCUCAUCGCUCAGAUCUUGGUAGGCAGCCCCAGAGCCACGUUCCUGUCUCAGGGCUUUCCGAAACAGCAGGAGACUCCCUACCCUCAUCUUUGGGAGCUGAGCUUGCCCCCUUCCAAGGGCUCAGGUGUUUUCCCCAAGCGUGGCCUUGGCUUUGCUGUUACCCAGGCACCUCAAACACCCUUCUGCACUUGGGGGAAGCACUCAGAGCCAAAGCCAGCUCCCUCAUCUCCAAGACUGCUGGGGCAGACACGUGUUUUGGUGCACAGGAGUGGUGUGUGCUGUGUGCUGCUGCACAAAACGAGGGAGUACCCGUGUGUAGGUCUGCAGGCAGGCGGCGAGCUCGGAGCCCCCCCUUAGCUGAAAUCCCUGCAAGCCCGCAGGCAGCAGCCUCGUGCUGUCGGGAGCUGGCUGCUUCCGAAACAUUUAACUCCCGAAAACUUGAAUUGCAGUUUAAUUGGCUUCAGAAGGGCGUGUUAAAAGGCAAACACGAGCAUCGCCGGGCUCAGGAGGGGAGGAUUUAGGGGAAGCAGAGCUGUGUAAGGAGCAGGGGUUGUGAUGGCUGCCUGAGCUUGUCAGCGGGGUGUGUGAGGAGCCUUGGUGCAAAGCCCUUGCCCCAGACCUUGGCUGUACUGUCUGGGACCCCUAUAAAAAAAAAAUGCUUGGAGGGAGAAAGCCUCUUCCCAGAAGUUCUGGGCUUGUUUUGGUUUUUGGUUUGUUUUUUACCAGUCCGGUUGCGCAGUUGUUCCUGAGUUUUGAUCCGUGCUGCAUCCUGCUCCUUCCUGCUGAGAGCCAGCUCACCGCAGUUCCCUGCUGGUUUCCUCCCGCUGUGUUUUAGCAUCCAGGUGUCUUUUGCCUGUGGUUUUUUGUUCAGGUAAAACUCCCCUGCCUCUGCCUCUUGACUCCUGUCAAGCCUUCCCUGGCACAGCAUCUCCUCGGCGCUGUGCUGGCAGCGGGAGCUCCCAGAGAGAGGCCUGGGACAGCAGCUCCAGGUGGCAGGAGAAGAUUUCCCCACCAGCUGUGGGGCUGUGGCUCUGGGAGGGUUUCACAGCGGGCACUUCCCUGCCUUUUGGAGCUGAAUCAGCAUUUUCCCUGCUUUCAGGUGUUUCCUAUGGUUUGAAAUGCGUCCUGCGAAGCGUUGCGUGUUCCUCGGUGCCAUGUUCUGUCUAGCGUUAAUAACCAAGUGGUAUUCACUUGCUGCUAUCUUUUUUUUUUUUUAAUUUUUCUCUCUUAAUGUAUUUCUGGAGGUAGCCACGGGGUUGCGGUGGCUUCCCCACUCUUGUCAGGAUUUUAGCCAGGUUUAAAUCCAUCAAACGCUGCCCUUCCCAGCACCAUCGGGCGCUCAGAGAAUCGACCCAGUUCAGACGAAGCGCGGGUAGCUGCCCGUCGCAGAAAGGGAACCUUGGUUUUUUAGUAGCUGAGAUCUUGUGGGCUUGAGGGCUGCCUUGGAUGAGGUUUAGAUGACCCCCAGGAACUGGGGACACCUCCGUGGGGCCGUGGCAGCUCCGUGGUGCUGCCCUGGAUCAACGCUCAGGCUGCUGGCAGAGGGGCAGGGAGGAAGGGAAAGGCUGGAGCCCCGCAGAACCACGAGCUGCUUUGUGUCCGAGAGGAGAAAUCGGUGCUGGGGAGGUGCCUGGCGGUGCCUGUGGCUGCUUCUCCCCCACCGAGAAAACCCCCAGACCACUGAAAAUGCAUCCGCAGCCGAACCGUGCGGCUGCUCCUUCCCUCCUAACCCAAGUGGCUUCCAGCAGUUGUGCUUUCCGAUAGCAUUUUGGGUCUGUUUUUGGUUUUUACUUUCAAAAAAACAAAAACAAAACAAAACAAAAAUGAUUGCACAACCCACAGAAAUCCCUGCUCGGGGCCCUCCAGUUCCGCGCCCCGUUUCCCUCCCGCCCUGCCGUGGAUUAUUUGGGGCGGCGGGGGGGUCGCUGUGCCCAGGUUGCUCCCCUCCAGGUACUCGUUAUGGUUAAUUGCAGUGUCCCGUUUUACUUGCCUUAAAGGUGGAGAGAGAAACUUAGUAUUUGCACUUAGCAAAACGUUAUAUUAAAAGAAAGAAAACCCUGUAAAGAUGUGCAUGUUCUGCAACUUUGUAUAACAAUAGCCGAAAACAAAUAGGUGUUUUAUUAAAAAAUAAAAACAAAUAAAAAAAAAUAUUUUUCUUUACCUUCCGGUAGUAAACCAUUCUAAUAUUCCGUGUGUAAAAAGUUUCCUGUAUUAUAUUGUAAUUUGAAUUUUUUUGUAAAUAAAUUUGUGCACUCUGGCUUUCA
Molecule: messenger RNA, 6251 nt
Organism: Anas platyrhynchos (mallard)
Lineage: Eukaryota; Metazoa; Chordata; Aves; Anseriformes; Anatidae
Source: RefSeq, a predicted model, not a curated record